This is a messenger RNA of Manis javanica (Malayan pangolin), 2588 nucleotides long. It is a transcript of the gene CHODL, whose product is annotated as chondrolectin. The record is from RefSeq and is a predicted model, not a curated record. NCBI's taxonomy places the organism in Eukaryota, Metazoa, Chordata, Mammalia, Pholidota, Manidae.
AGACAAAGUAGUUAAAAAUUAUUACUAGCGAGGGGCUGGAAUCUCGAGGAGUGGAUAUAUAAGCCGGCGCCUCCAGCGCAGAGCUGCUGCAGCUGAGAGCGCCGCGACCCAGGCACGGGCUGAGCCUUUCACCAGCCAGAGGCCAACGAGAGGCGCGGAGGGGGCCGGUGGGGUCCAGUCGCGGCUCCGGCCUCCCCUCGGGGACAAACACGACACCCCCCAACGUCCGCUGCCUCACCGCGCACCCGCCGGGCUGUGCGCUCUAGCCCAGCACUCCGCCAGAGUUGAAUAGCACCCGGCACGAGCGCAUCCGGCUCCAGGCCCGGCCCGAGGCGAUGCGCGCAGGGGGCCGAGCGGCCGGGCUCGGGCGGCGGGAGUAGCGCCCGGCGGGGAGGCCCAGGGGUUAGAGCCCCGGCUGUGCGGCGGGCAGAGGUCGCUUUCGCUCCACGCAACACCCGCUGCUGUCGCCGUGCCGCGAUGAGCCGCGUGGUCUUGCUGCUGCUGGGCGCCGCGCUACUCUGCGGCCACGGGGUCCUCAGCCGCCGGGUGGUCAGCGGCCAAAAGGUGUGUUUUGCUGACUUCAAACAUCCCUGCUACAAGAUGGCCUACUUCCACGAGCUGUCCAGCCGAGUGAGCUUUCAGGAGGCACGCCUGGCUUGUGAGAGUGAGGGGGGAGCCCUUCUCAGCCUUGAGAAUGAAGCAGAACAGAAGCUAAUAGAAAGCAUGUUGCAAAAUCUAACAAAACCAGGAACAGGGAUUUCUGAUGGUGACUUCUGGAUAGGCCUUUGGAGAAAUGGAGAGGGGCAAACAGCCGGCACCUGCCCAGAUCUCUACCAGUGGUCUGAUGGAAGCAGUUCCCAGUACCGAAACUGGUAUACUGAUGAACCUUCCUGUGGAAGUGAAAAGUGUGUUGUGAUGUAUCAUCAACCAACGGCCAAUCCAGGCCUUGGAGGCCCCUACCUUUACCAGUGGAAUGAUGACAGGUGCAACAUGAAGCACAAUUACAUCUGCAAAUAUGAACCAGAGAUUAAUCCAACAGCUCCUGCAGAAAAGACUUAUUUUACAAAUCAACCUGGGGACACCCAUCAAAAUGUGGUUGUUACUGAAGCAGGCAUAAUUCCCAAUCUAAUUUACGUUGUUAUACCAACGAUCCCACUGCUCUUACUGAUACUGGUUGCCUUUGGAACUUGCUGUUUUCAGAUGCUUCAUAAAAGUAAAGGAAGAACAAAAACUAGCCCAAACCAGUCCACAUUGUGGAUUUCAAAAAGCACCAGAAAAGAGAGUGGCAUGGAAGUAUAAUGAUUCAUUGACUUGGCUCCAGAAAAGAAAUCGAGUUUCAUAUUCGGGAUCUGCGUAAGGAAUGGCACCAGAGCAUUCGCUUGGAAUGGCUUGAAAUCUCAAAGGAUCUGCAAGGUGAACUGUAAGCUCCCCCUUGAGGCAAAUAUUAAAAUAAUUUUUAUAUGUUUAUUAUUUCAUUCACAAAACAUGCUGUGCUAAUAAUGGAGUGAGACAUGCUUAUUUUGCUAAAGGAUGCGCCCAGACUUCAAGUAAAUGGAAUGGGCCCCGCAGAUGACAUUACAGUCCACACACCAGAGAAGCGUGUGUGUUGAAGCAGUUAUUUCUGUUUCUUUCACCUCUCACGAGUUGUAAUCUAGCUAAUGUAAUGUAAAUGGCUUUGACAUUUACAGUGUGCAAACAUAUUUUACCUUUACAUAAGUGUUUGAUAACAAUGGACUGUUCUAAUAUUUAUUUUUAUGGGGUUUCAUUUUUUAAUACAUGCUGUUUUGAUUAAAGAAAUGUAUUACUAUUUUCACCUGAAUUCAUAACAUAAAUGUAGUACCAUAGAAAAGUUUCUUUUCUAGAAAUGGUUCAUUUUUCAGUUUCCCUGCUUUCAGACAAUGUUUAGGCAAUCUCUACAGAAAUAAGAAGCUAUUUCAAUAACUGUGGUAUAAAUCUACUCAAAUAUUUUACUUAGAGGCAAGAAUUGUCUAAUUUCAAUUGUGCAAGACAUGUGCCUUAUAAUUAUUUUUAGUUUUAAAUUCAACAGAUUUUGUAAUAACUUUGUUAAUAGCUGUAUAAACAAUAAUACACUCCAUCUAGAACAAAAAUAGUGGUAAAGACAGUAUAAAUCCUAUGUCUUCACAUGUUGCCUAUAUAACCACCAGUUGCUCUUUGAGGGUUUUGGAAUCAGCUUGCUCCCUUCCUUGUCCACAAAACGAAGAUGGUUGUUUGGGGUCUGGGAUUAACACUGGAAGCAGGUAGCUGUGGGGUUUGCUUAAGGUUUUUCCUAGCUCUGUUUAGCCUCUAUUAGCAGCAUAUAAAGGAGUCCUGGAGUUGGGACCAGGAGAGUGGUCACUACCGGUGUGGAGGUAAGCACAGCACACUCACAGUUCAGAAUGGAAAGAAACUAAGAAUCAGUGUGGAAAUGAGCUGCCUGGCGUCCGUGAUCACAUGUUGGUGUUGAGAGUUUGGCUGAGGGGUAAACUGGGUCUCCUCUUGCCUUCUAGUUUCUUCAGUGCUUGUGGCUCUUUCUUAAGAAAGUUGUAACUAUCUGGUCUUCAAAUGUCCCUGUGCUCCUUUUAACCAAA